Molecule: messenger RNA, 972 nt
Organism: Eupeodes corollae
Lineage: Eukaryota; Metazoa; Arthropoda; Insecta; Diptera; Syrphidae
Exons: 2
Coding region: 1-597 (198 amino acids)
Source: RefSeq, a predicted model, not a curated record
AUGACUCUCAACGCGAACACGAAUAUUUGGAAAGAAAUUUUCCAAAUAAUUCAAAAUCAUCCAGCUAUUUGGAAAAUAAAAAGCACCGAAUAUAGAAAUAUAAUGAAGAAAAACCAGGCAUGGGAAUCAAUUUUAGAGAAGUAUAAAGAAAUUGACCCUGACGGUACCUUGGCCACAAUUAAAAACAAAAUAACUAACAUCAGAACGUGCUACCGUCGGGAUCUGAAAAAAGUAGCCGAUUCCCUAAAAUCUGGAGCUGGGGGAGAAGAUGUUUAUAUUCCCUCGUUAUGGUAUUUUUACGAGUUGGAUUUUCUUCGAGACCAGGAAGAGGCUUCCGAAAGCGUCUCAACAGUAGAUUUCGAUGUUGAAGCGUUAAAGGAAAUUCGGCCUAAACGCAGCAAGAACAAUCCGAAACAAGAUUUUCUGCAACAAGCCUGCGCCCAACUUGAGUCGAUGAAAAAAAUGACGAUGAAGAUGAUGCAAUUAUCCAUGCAAAGUCCUGGGCAUGUUCCUUCAGGAAACUUGACCCUGAGCAAAGGCUUUAUGCAAAAAAAAGCAUUGAAGAAAUUCUCAUUCUUAGUGAACUUAAACAACUAACAUUGCAUUCUAUUGUAUCACCAUCAAUGCCAUCGUCAUCAAGAACUACAAAUAGCUACAAACAUUUUUCACCAUCGCCACCCAUUUCCAUAUCUCCUAUGUCCAGUUCAUCACCAAUACAACGUUAAUCCAACCAUCAGUUUCCACAUCAUCACCUCCAUGCAGUUCAUUACCACAAAAAUAUGUCCAUUUGACCCAACAAGGAAUUCAAAAAGUUGCUCCCAGAAAAUUUUUGAUUUUAGAUCAAAACUCCUUGAGAACUCAAGAACGAAUAGAAAACAAUAUUCAGGAUUCAUUAACCCAAAACAAAGAAGGCGAAUAUUCCAGCAUAUCGGAACUUUUUGAAGACAGAGAAUUUUGUUAAUGACUUUUUUG